This is a messenger RNA of Penaeus indicus, 4699 nucleotides long. RefSeq names its product ribitol-5-phosphate transferase FKTN-like. The coding region runs from base 1191 to 2507 and encodes 438 amino acids. The record is from RefSeq and is a predicted model, not a curated record. Lineage: Eukaryota; Metazoa; Arthropoda; Malacostraca; Decapoda; Penaeidae. The transcript has 8 exons.
CUACAUUGCAACAUUAUUUUCACUCUUUUCUCCCACAAAUAGGCUGUUUUCGAAGGGAAUUUUAAUUUACAAUAACUUCCUCUAUAUUCUGGAGAACGUUAAAUAUACGCGCAUUCUCAGAAGAGGACAUUUUGUGAAGAAAUCCAGAAAAAUUCUCCUGCAAAUCGAAUGUUUCCACAUUUGGCAACAUUGCAUGAAUUUUAAGACCCCAAAAGCCUAUUCUUCGCGAGUUAAAAUACUCACCGAUUCAAAGCAAUGAGGAAAUGUUGCCCCAAAAAGGCGGAGUUUGAGGUUUCAGAGUGGCAGCUUGUGAAGAGGAGGCAUUGGGAGGGUUGUCGCCGCGGCCCGUCCUCCGCUCGGCCAUCGAGAGGAAAAUUCAGCCAAUGAGGAGCGUCCGAGCUGGCGGCCAUUUUAAGCGUCUCGCAGCAAAGCGGAUCCACGGGAGAAAUUUAUGAGGGGAGAUAUUAUGUGAAAAUAUUAGAUUUUUUUAUUUUGUGUUGUUAGUCAAUUAUUUUUUAUUGAUAAUAUGUCUUAUAUUUUGAGUUUAUUUGUGGAAUAAGAUUUUGAAAUUGCUUUUUAUUGGCUUUAACUCGUCACGAGUGAAAUAUUUUAAGUGUAUGGGAGCAAAACAGAUCCACAUCAAGUAUUUAGGUAUGAAAAUAAUGUAAACUAUUAUAACUGUUUGUAGACGAUUUUCAUAGCUUAAAAAUCUAUUUACUUGUAAGUACCACAUUUUGUGAAGAUUACUUCUUUUUUACAGAGAUAUCUUAGGUUUUUGAUUAUGUGAACCCGGGUCGGAUUUGUUUACAUGUGCAGACGAUGGGUGCAGUGUAAGCCAAUCAUAAUGAUCGGGUUCGUCAGCCAAUCAAAACCCUCAAACCUCUCAGCCAAUUAGAAGUGCGAGAAUUUUCGACCAAUGAGAAGCCUUAAUUUCUCGACCAAUGGGAAGCUUCGAAUUUGACUGCCCUAUUAAGCGUUCGGAAACAAAUGCAAAUUCACUAAAAUAUUAUGAUAAAAAAAAUAUAUAUAACUUUGGAUCAUACAUAUAUAUAUAAUGUCAUCGGUAAAAUUAGAGAAACAAUUGAAUUCCCAAAAUGUACCGCCAAGACCUGUUUUGACGAAGCUAGCGACCCAAACAUGCGGCCUCUGCAGACGAUGCCCCGAAGCCUGCUCGCCGAAGGUCCCUGAGCAUGUAUGGCAUGGGCACCAUAAGGAAAAACAUCUUCUUGGUCGUGGGAAUCCUGGUCGUGUUGGUUCUCCUCGACCAGCUCUACCUUCACGUCUGGCUGUCAACCCCCCACACUGAAUUCCAGAGGUCUCUCCACGUGGAUGAUGUGCGGCAGCUGUUGCGCGCGGGCGAGGACGCCUCACUGACGACUAUUUUGUUUGACCCGUUCAUUCUGCAUGCUUGGAACUCUAACCAGCAUGUUUCUGCGACAGGAGUGUGCAUUUUCCUGUGCCAUGUCAUUGGGCCCUUGACUUUUGCCGUCACACAUGGGCAGCUUAGGGACAAGCCAGCCUUUCUUACAAGGUUGGCCCAGCUGGGGUUUACAGUCACUCUCUUCGAAAACCCUGAAGGAGAGCACUCGCACGUGUUUUUGGUGCGCAAGGGAUCGCCUCUACACCUUGUCGUCCUGCACACUAAGUCAGCUGGUUACCUGCGACAGUAUGCCCUGAAUGGACCUCCUCACAACAUGGCCCAAGUAAAGCAGUACAUAACCAAAGACACUUGGGAAAAUAUGAAGGUUGAUCGGGCUUAUGAACGCUUCAGUACAAAGGAUGCAAAGAUUGAUGAAGUUGACUUAACAGUUCCAAGUGAUAUUGAAGCAUUUGUCAGCGGCCACAAAGCCUCACAUUUCAUCCCAUGUAAUGAAUCGAGAGCAACAUUCUACAACUUAAAGCAUAUGAAGGAAGAAACACCUACUGAAGUUAGAUUUAAGCAUAAAGCUUGGAAAUUGCUGGCCAAAGCUAAGACACUGAUGGAUCACUUGAAAAUUCCUUUUUGGCUCAGCAGUGGCACUUGCCUUGGAUUUUAUCGGCAGUGUGACAUCAUACCUUGGGCGAUGGAUGUUGACAUUGGUGUGUUCAUCGAGGACUAUAACCCAAGACUCAUUGAAGAAUUUCAGAAGAGAGGAUUGAGAUUAACACACAAGUUUGGCAAAGUGUCUGACAGCUUUGAACUCUCUUUCAAAGAGGAAGACAUUAAGUUGGACAUAUUUUUCUUCUAUACUGAAGGAGCCACUAUGUGGAAUGGAGGAACACAGGCCAAAACAGGGAAGAAAUUCAAAUAUGUCUUCCCAGCUUUUACUUUAUGCUGGACAGAAUUCUUAGAUCUAAAAGUGCGCAUUCCAUGCCAGACGGAAGAAUACAUACGAGCAAAUUAUGGGCCAUCUUGGUUUACUCCCAUCAAGCAUUGGGACUGGAAGAGCAGUCCGCCCAAUGUCAGAGAAAACGGGAUGUGGCCCGAAUCCAUGUGGUCAGAGGUUAUUGUGGUUAAUGAAGGUUGAAGACAGUAGGGUGCUGUCACUGUUCAAUGCAGUUUGAUUAAAAUCAUGUAUGGAAAGAAUACAUAGUUUUAAAUUAAGAUCUCAGAGUCAAAUAACACAUAGUUGAUGCAUGAUUUGAAUCUGAAAUUUAAAAGUUUGUUCAUUGUUACAAAUGGUUGUAUACCAUAUUCUCCUGUAAGUUAGUUAAAGGUUGCUGAUCAGAAAAUCUAAGAAAAGGCAAUUAUUGGUUGAUUUUUCUUUUCUUUUUUGAUGUUCAGGUUGUAAAAGAAAUGGUAUUAAUUUUGCUCUUCUAAGAGGAAAUUUUAAGAUAUUACAUUGCUACUUGAUGUAAAAAACAGACUAAGUGGCUAAAGAUGUUUAUUGUUAUAGUGUGGUAAAUUAUUUAUUCUUAAUAAGGUUAUCAUUGAUAUUGCAUUGUAUAUUUUUACUUAUUUUAUUUACUUAUUUAUUUUUAUUGAGGAGUAUAUUUGUUUAAAAACAAGUUCAAUUUAAUACAGUAUUGAUUAGUUUUAUUUUGAAUUUGUGCGAUCCAACUCAAAUUAGUGGUGCUAUUAACAGACAUGGCCAUAAAAUUUUCUAGUUUGUACGCAUGAGGAGACAAUAUAAGAAUUUGCAUCAUUUAGAUCAUAUAUAUAAAGUUAAUUAUGAAUGGUAUUAUUGAUACUACCAGUGAAGAUUAUAGUACAAUAACAAAGAUGCUCCUUUUGUACAGCAAUAAUAAUGGUGUGAAUAGAUAUUGACAAAGAUAUGGUAAUUAAGUUUAGAACAUGGAUCUCAAGUUGAUAAGGCUUAGAUUGUGAUGAAUAAAGUUCACAUGUAUUAGAAUGAAAACUAUGACCAGUCGUAAUCUCUUAAGUGAUUUGUGGCUAUAUAUACACCUUUUCCUUCAUUUUUAUUGUUUGCAAAAUCAGUCAGUGGGAUGUACUUCAUGGUGUCACAAUCAUGAGAAUCUGUUCCAGAUUUCAAGGUUGCAUGUUGACUUUCAGUACAGUGAUACUCUGGUCUAGUCACAAAUUUAAACAUGAAUUGAAUAUAAAAGUUCAUUAGUGUGAAUCUUGAUGACCGCUUUUUACUGGGAGUCGUAGUCAGCAGAGGGGGAAUUUUUUCCUGUUUUAAAAAAUAUUAAUUAGAGUUAGAAAUGAAUUUGUUUGUGGAGAAAAAUAACAACCCAAGGGUUGAAUAAUAGGUUGUUUUUGGUUCACAGACUGACUAUGUGUGACUUCCAAGUGAAUCUCCUUGUGAUAUUUUAAUGAUAUUGUAAGAUUAACAAAACUGUGGAAUCUACAAAUGGAAAGAUGGUAGCUAUGUAAAGAAGAGGGAUGUUUGUGUGUGUUCUGAUGUACUCUUUACAUGGAUAUGUUUGGAUUCUUUGUUAUGAUUAUAUUAUAUUAUAUUUUCUUUUGACUGUCUCAAUGUGAAUUUGAAUAGUGUUGUAUCUCUUGAAAGGGAAAUAUUCAACUCCAUGGAACGAUGAACAAAGGUUGUUUGACAGAUGUAGAGAAAGGGUUGAAUGUGAAUGAAUACAUUUAUAGCACAAAAGAUAUAUUUGAUACAUCUCAACAACUUCAUUAAAAGACAUGAAGUAUUUUUAAUGAAGAUCUAGGUGAAAUGCAACAUAUAUUUCUUGCACUGUGAAGAUAGUUAUUCUCAUUUUUACUUUUUUCCAAGGCACAAUAUGAAAAGCUUUAUUGAUUACAAAUUUAACAUAUCCAAACAGCUUUCAGAAUAAAUGUCGUGGUAAAUUUGAUCGAAAUUUUGAAAAUCAGAUUUUCUUUUAUUUUGUUAUUGGCUGAGGAAACAAUUUUGAGAAGAAAUCAGGGUAAAUGAUAGAAUUAGAAUCAGGAAAAAAAAUUCUUUGGUCACUAUAAAUAGUUUGUGAACUGCACACUUUGCCAGUGUUAAUUCUUUAGUAGGAUAGACCCUUAUAUUGAAUAUAAGAUAUAAAUAUAUAAAAAAGAAAUCCUACACAUUCCAUUUAUAAGUCACAUUCUCAGAAUGUUUAAUGGACAUUUAGCUUUCAGGAAUCUGCUCUAUGCUGUAGUCAACAAAUAUCUGUUUCUAGAAUGAAAACUAUGCUGUAAAUCUCAUAUUUUAACAUAUUUUAACAUAUUAAUCAAGUAUAAUGUUUCUCGUCCUGUUCUUGGUUUUUAUUAUUGUUAGCCUUAAAGUCAAAGGGACAUUUAGCUGGAAAA